Papaver somniferum (opium poppy) is the source of this 2343-nucleotide messenger RNA. RefSeq lists its product as uncharacterized. NCBI's taxonomy places the organism in Eukaryota, Viridiplantae, Streptophyta, Magnoliopsida, Ranunculales, Papaveraceae. The transcript has 4 exons. The record is from RefSeq and is a predicted model, not a curated record. Bases 1 to 2343 code for a protein of 780 amino acids.
AUGGAAGAGUGUUCCAAUGAUGUUAAUCAAGAGAGUGGUGCUAAUGUUGAAGGUGAUCAAGGUGCUGAUAUAAAUUACAAGAAGAGGAUUGAAGAUUCAAUGCAACCCCUAUAUCCUUCUUGUGAUGGGCAACAUACGAAGUUGUCUGCAACAAUUGAAUUGCUAAGUAUGAAAGCUAGACAUAAUUGUUCUGAUGGAUUCUUAACUGAGUUGUUGAAAUUUAUGAAGACGAUUCUACCUGCUGGGAAUACAGUACCAGCAACAUCCAAUAAAGCGAAGGCUAUGAUUGAACCUUUUCGAUUGAAGUGUGAAAUUAUACAUGCUUGCCCGAAUGAUUGCAUUCUUUACCGGAAGGAAUAUGCUGACAUGGAUGAAUGUCCUAAUUGUAAAGCAAGUAGAUGGAAACCAGUUGAUACGAAGAAACCACAUGCCAAAAGAGUGCCAACGAAAAAACUAAGAUAUUUCUCAGUUGCUGAAAGGUUGCAGCGCAUAUUUAGUAUACCACGGAUAGCAGAGCUGUUGAAUUUCCAUGAGAAGAGAAAUGUGCGUUUAGGACUGGCAACCGAUGGAUUUAACCCUUUCGGAAUGAACUAUCCCCAUAGUUGUUGGCCCGUUAUGCUUGUACCGUUGAACCUGCCCCCAUCAUACUGCAUGGCUAAAGAAUUUACAAUGUUGACACUACUGAUUCCUGGUCCAACUGAACCAGGCCAUAACAUCGAUGUUUAUUUGCAGCCGUUAGUCGACGAGUUGAAAGAGUUAUGGUCCAUUGCAAAGUUGACAUAUGAUGCUCAUACAAAGAGUAACUUUACGUUGAAAGCAAUCUUAAUGUGGCGUGUGCAUGACUUUCCGGCCUUUGGACAUGUUUCUGGUUGUAGAACAUUGGGAAGAUUUGGUUGUCCUGUGUGUGGUGAAAAGACAGAUGCAAUCCGGCUAAAAAAUGGACGUAAAUUCAGCUACACGGGUCAUAGAAGAUUCUUACCAGCUGACCACCCCUUCAGAAAUGCUCCAUCCCGUUUUACCGGAGCCCAAUUGUUGACGAAGAUGAAUAGUGUGCGAACAGAAUUUGGGAAGUUCACAAGUAGGAUGGAAAAAACAUCAAAUUCUACUGGGAAAAGGCGUUUGACGGGUGUCCAACUGUUGAAAACUGUGAGUCGUGUACGCACUGAAUCCUGUCGAGCAACAGGUAAGAGGAAACGGACGGUUGAUACAAGUAUUCCGCCAAAUAUGAAGAAGCGAUCAGUUGAUACAAGCACUCCGUGGUCAAAAAGAUCAAUCUUAUUUGAUUUGCCUUACUGGGAGGUAACUAAUUUAACAGUAUUAUUAUUUAAUUUGUCUGCUUUGAUGAUGAGAACAUUCAAUGUUUUUGGUCGCAACAAAAACUAUAUAGAGGGAUCUAUUACAGAACAAUAUGUAUUAGAUGACGCAUUGAGACAUUGUAUGGAGUACAUUCUGAAUGGUAGGAAGAAGUGCUACAAGAAAAAGGGAAGGAUAUCUAAUGACGAUGACAUUCAGGAAGGUCCAUACCCGCCAAAUAUGUCUGAAGGAAAAAGAUAUCAUAUACUUAACCCACAGUACGAACAAGCACGCAGAUGGGUUUUGAUGCAUUCUCAAGAAAAUACUAAAUGGGAAAAGAAGUAUGACAGAUUACAUGUUAGAGGAAGAAGGAAUUCAAGGAACCCUGAUGAAUACAUGAAAUGGCUAACGCAACAAUUUCAGGGAAAAGACAUGACAGAUUCUAAGCGGCUCGUUGAUGGUCCAUCUAGAUAUGCAGUAUCACAUAAUGCAUAUGCAGUAAAUGGAUAUAUCUUUUAUACAGCUGAUGCAGAAAAAGGUAUGUCCACCCAGAAUAGUGGAGUGUCAAUGAAUGCCACAACCACAUUCAUAGCAAGUUCCAGAGAUCAGAACACGGUGUACGAAGAAGUUCCAUAUUUCGGAAUUGUUAAACAAAUUCUAGAACUGGAUUACACCACCUUCAAGCAAACUGUUUUUUAUUGUGAUUGGGUUCGUGUCCAAGACAAGGUGAAUGGAUGGUAUGUGGAUCAGGUUAGAAGACAAAUUUAUGUAAACUUCGAAAGGUUUAUGGAAAACACAAAAGACGCCGAUGAGCCAUUUAUUCAUUCUUCUCAAGCUACUUCUGUUUUUUAUUGCAAGGAUGAGAGUAUGCCUGAUAGGAAGUGGCAUAUUGUUUUAGAAUCUCCAAAACGACGAGGUCCUUAUGUGAAUUAUUUUGAGGAUCCUUUUGUCUUUACUGGCGUAGCUAAAGAAUCUUCCCUAACGACAGCAAACUUACAUGAUAACAGUAAUUCGGAAGAUGCAUUUAUAAGUUUAAGUUUUUUGAAUUAA